Coturnix japonica (Japanese quail) is the source of this 4841-nucleotide messenger RNA. RefSeq names its product leucine rich repeat containing G protein-coupled receptor 6 (gene LGR6). Gene Ontology annotation, biological process: adenylate cyclase-activating G protein-coupled receptor signaling pathway; hormone-mediated signaling pathway; activation of adenylate cyclase activity. Gene Ontology annotation, cellular component: plasma membrane. Gene Ontology annotation, molecular function: protein binding; G protein-coupled peptide receptor activity; protein-hormone receptor activity. The record is from RefSeq and is a predicted model, not a curated record. NCBI's taxonomy places the organism in Eukaryota, Metazoa, Chordata, Aves, Galliformes, Phasianidae.
AACUCUGUUACAAAACAAGCGCUGCUCCCGGAGUUAAGAACACGACUCUAUUUGUUGAGGUUUCCUUUUUUUCCCCUCUCCCCCCACCCCCCCUUCUUCCCUUUGAAUGAAAUUCCUGCCAGCUCUGAGGGAGAGAGAGAGGGAAAGAGCAGGAGGUUUGACUCCUCCCAUCGGAGCGCCUCACGCCCCUGCCCAGCCCUUGAAACCCAAUAACCAAAAUCAUCCAACAAUGCCUUCCCUUCCCCGGCUGCAUCCCCACCGCUCUCCCCAUUGCCGCAGGUCGGGCUCCCGGUGACGGAGCGCCUCGGGGCGUCCCCUCGGUGCAGCUCUCAAGGUGGGGUUGAUCUCCCCCCCGGCUCCCCACUGCUUGCAACGAGCUGAGGAUGGAGCGCUUCAUCUUCUGGGGCGUUCUGCUGGCGUGCUGUGCCCACAUCCGAGAGGCAGAGCCGGGCGCUGCGCCCUCGUGUCCGGCGCAGUGUCACUGCGAGCAGGACGGCAUCGUGCUGUCGGUGGAUUGCUCCGAGCUGGGGCUGCCCGAGGUCCCCUCCGCCCUGAGCCCUCUGACCGCCUACCUGGAUCUGAGCAUGAACAACAUCAGCCAGCUGCAGCCCAGCGCCUUCCGCCGCCUGCAGUUCCUGGAGGAGCUGCGCCUCUCUGGAAACCAAAUCUCCAGUAUCCCAGGGGAAGCUUUCUCUGGCCUCUACAGCCUGAAGAUUCUGAUGCUGCAGAACAAUCAGCUGAGUCGCAUCCCUGCAGAGGCACUGAGAGAUCUUCCAAACCUCCAGUCUCUACGCCUGGAUGCCAACCUCAUCUCCGUGGUGCCCGAGGAGAGCUUUGAGGGGCUGCAGUCCCUGCGGCACCUCUGGCUGGAUGACAACGCGCUGACAGAGAUCCCGGUCCGAGCGCUGAACCGCCUCCCAGCACUGCAGGCCAUGACGUUGGCGCUCAACCAGAUCUGGCACAUCCCUGAUUACGCCUUCCAGAACCUCAGCAGCCUCGUGGUGCUGCACCUUCACAACAACCGCAUCCAGCACCUGGGGGCCAACGGCUUUGAUGGGCUGCACAACCUGGAGACGCUGGAUCUCAAUUACAAUGAGCUGCUGGAAUUCCCGGGGGCCAUUCGGACACUGGGCCGACUGCAGGAGCUCGGUUUUCAUAACAACAACAUCAAAGCUAUCCCAGAGAACGCAUUUGUUGGGAAUCCCCUUCUCCAAACAAUACAUUUUUACGACAACCCCAUCCAGUUUGUUGGACAGUCUGCCUUCCAGUACUUGCCAAAGCUACACACUCUGUCUCUCAACGGUGCAACAGACAUCAGAGAAUUCCCAGACCUAAAAGGCACCACCAGCCUAGAAGUUUUGACGCUGACCCGGGCAGGCAUCUGCCUCCUCCCCAGAGCUGUGUGCCAGCAGCUGCCCAACCUCCGCGUCCUAGAGCUGUCAUACAACAAAAUUGAAGACCUGCCCAGCUUCCACCGGUGCCAGCGGCUGGAGGAGCUUGGUCUCCAGCACAACAGAAUCCAUGAAAUCAAAGCAGACACCUUUGUGCAGCUGACAGCCCUGCGCUCCAUAGACCUGAGCUGGAAUGACAUCCAUUUCAUUCACCCUGAUGCCUUUGUGACGCUACGCUCACUCACCAAGCUGGAUCUGUCAGACAACCAUCUGGCAGCGCUGCCACUGGGCGGAUUGGGCAGCCUGACCCACCUGAAGCUGCAGGGCAACCCAGCUCUCUCUGAGCCCUUUGCUGAGGACAGCUUUCCCAAAUUAAGAGUCCUUGAGGUACCUUACGCCUACCAGUGCUGCGCCUAUGGAAGCUGCGGUGGAUACUUCAGAGCAUCCAACCAGUGGGAGGCAGAAGGUGUGAGCCCUGAGGAUGAAGAUCCCCACAGGAGGGCCCUGGAGCUCUUCCCAGGUCAUGCAGACAACCACUAUGACCUCGAGGCAGAUGAGAUCCAGCUGGACCUUGAGGACUCGAAGCUGCACCCCUCUAUCCAGUGCACGCCUAGUCCCGGCCCCUUCAAGCCUUGUGACCACUUGUUUGAGAGCUGGAUCAUUCGCCUGGGCGUCUGGGUCAUCGUUCUGGUCUCAGUGCUCUGCAAUGGGCUGGUGGUCCUGGCUGUCUUUGCCUCUCCCAGCUACCUCUCUCCAGUUAAGUUUGUCAUCGGCUCCAUAGCUGGAGCCAACACGUUGAGUGGCAUUUCCUGCAGCAUGCUGGCUCUCGUUGAUGCCCUGACCUAUGGCCACUUCGCACAGUUUGGUGCCAGGUGGGAGAGUGGCACGGGCUGCAGGGUGACCGGCUUCCUGGCCGUGUUCGCCUCUGAAGCCGCCAUCUUUCUGCUGACAUUGGCUGCAGUGCAGUGCAGCAUUUCAGUCUCCUGCGCACGGGGCUGCAGGAAAGCCCCCUCCCUUGGCAAAGUGAAGGCUGCGGCACUCGGCUGCUUCUUGCUGUCCUCCAUGGCCGCGGUUUUGCCUCUGUUCUCCAUCGGGGAGUAUGGAUCAUCCCCGCUGUGCCUCCCAUACCCCAUCCCGGGUGGGAAACCCACCACCCUGGGCUUCACCGUGGCCUUGGCGAUGAUGAACGUGCUCUGCUUCCUGGUGGUCACGGUCACUUACAUCCGACUGUACUGCAGCCUGCUGAAGGGUGAGUGCAGCGCCGUCUGGGACUGUGCCAUGGUCAAGCACGUGGCCUGGCUGAUCUUCACCAACUGCCUCCUCUACUGCCCAGUGGCCUUCCUCACCUUCUCUUCCAUGCUCAACCUCUUCCUCAUCACCCCGGAGGUCAUAAAAUCUGUCCUCCUGCUGGUUCUGCCUCUGCCCGCCUGCCUGAACCCCAUACUCUACCUGCUCUUCAACCCCCACUGCAGGGAUGACCUCCGCCUGCUGCGGCAGAAGGGCCGGGACAGGGGCAGCUGCCCCCAGCCCUGCGGGCUCGAUGACACGGAAAAAAGCUCCUAUGACUCCACACAGGCUUUGGUCAGCUUCUCUGACAUCGACCACAUAUUCGAGACACCUGAAUCCCUGGGAGUGCACUCCAUCCUCGACAGCUACUGCUUCCCCUCCACGACGCUCCUGCCCUGCCAGCAAAGGAUGGGAACUGGGGGGAGGGAGCAGGGCUGCUCCGAGCACUGCCCCUGCCUCAGUGACAGCACGGUACUGACAGCUCCAGAGAGCGGUGAGCCGACUGCCCACAGCUCCCGGGCCGCCUCCUGCCCCCCCCCGCCCUACAUAUCUCACGUAUAGAGCUCGGAGCAGCCGUGCCCACAGCGUGGAGAGCCAGCCCGGGGCUGGACGGCCAGCAAGGUGCCAGCGGGCUGCUCCACCUCCAGCACCAGCACGACCCGUCUACCCUCACCCCCACACACACGCUGCCGGUUGCCAAGGUCCUGGAAGGACAUACUCUAGACUGGCCAUGGGAGGAGACCACAUUUCCCUGCUAGGAACUGCGUGGGAGGGAGCCCACCGGCGCAGGGAGACCCUCCUCCUCAUCGGCAGCAAAACCCAGCCCUAAGGACAGCUUGGUAGCACAAGGCAGUGCUCUGAAGCAGAGACACGUGGAAGCAGCCAGCUGCAAUAACAUGGUCACCCAUAGGUGGUGGUAUCCCCUGGUCCCUGCAGUUCCCUGCAAGUGGGCUUGUGUGCCCUUCCCAACACCUGCUGCAAAGGCAGUGCCCACUCCUUCAACCAAAACCUGGGGCUGGGAAUGUUACUGCUCUUUCAAUGGGUCUGACCCCCAAAACAGCCAAAUCCAAACACCUCCCCCAAGAAACCCAUGUGCUUUGCCUGUGGUCACCUGGCCAGGGUGCCCGGGGGGAACAUGGGCCUCCCCCCACCCACAGCGCUCUCCACCUUCCCACCUCCUGCCCAGAGCUGCCAGAUUCCAAUGGCAACAGUGGGGAUAGGGUCUGACUCAUCCCCUGCCCUCAAACUCACCAUGUAACAAGCUCUCACUUCAGGAGCACACGUCCCCCCCACAGAACAGCCCAUGCUGGGGCUGUGCUGUCCCCCCUCUUGUGAGGACAGCUCACGUAGAAGAGAACAGAAAUCAGUUUUGUGGGAUGGCAGUGUCAGGAGGACGCAGGCUACUACAAAUGGUCCCAACUUCUCUCCCCAUGGCUCAGGGAUCUCCCAGAUCCAUUCUCCCCAUCACAACACCCCCCACCCCCACUGGCCAGCACCCACGGUCAGACCCGGGCAAAGCUUUGGUCCUGCUGGUGUUACCACAGCUGUAUCAGCCAUCCAUCCCUGUAAGAUAAUAAAGGAGCCCCGCUGCUGACCAGUGGCUGCUUUCUGACCUCUUGCGUUGUGUCCUGUUGGUUUGCCCCGCCUCCCCGCUGGGGAAAAGUCUUUAUUGUGCGUUGUUAUUGUUUGUUCGGUUGUUUUUUGUUGUUUUUUUUUUUUCACCUGAUGCAUUUCUUUCCAAUUGAAUCCAUCCAUUAAAAUAACCGGAUCGUUUCCCUCUUCCCCUUCCUCCCCUUAUUCAUAUUUCGGUAGUUUUUUGGUAGGGUUGAAAUCUAAAAGCAAGAGAACAUCGUCCCCUUCUGGACGCAGCCAGGAACGGCAGCGAGGCAGGACGGGACUCAACCCAGCCCUCCCUGCCACCAGGCCGCAGCAUCCCCCAACGCCCAUUAAACGUAAAGGGAGAGCUGACCUGAUGUUGAGCUUCUGCAUAUGGGAAAAGGGGAUCCUUCGGGAUUUGACGAUAUUAUUGAAGACGCAGCCGCAAAUAUCUGUGUGAAUGUUUAUAACUUUGAUACCCAACAACUCGCACAUCGCUCUCGCACUAAGACCCGCAACUACCACAGAGGAAGCGGGAACGGGUUGAAGCGGAAAUGAGAGGCCGCC